Rosa rugosa (rugosa rose) is the source of this 1657-nucleotide messenger RNA. RefSeq lists its product as uncharacterized. The record is from RefSeq and is a predicted model, not a curated record. The coding region runs from base 321 to 1385 and encodes 354 amino acids. Gene Ontology annotation, cellular component: nucleoplasm. The transcript is spliced from 11 exons. NCBI's taxonomy places the organism in Eukaryota, Viridiplantae, Streptophyta, Magnoliopsida, Rosales, Rosaceae. Gene Ontology annotation, molecular function: mRNA binding; N6-methyladenosine-containing RNA reader activity. Gene Ontology annotation, biological process: regulation of mRNA splicing, via spliceosome; mRNA splicing, via spliceosome.
CAGAGCUCAGUGACUGAUGUAUAUGUAACUGCCAAAAGUGUGUUCGGACUUGGGACUUGGGACUUCGGAAGCCGCAAACUGAUUGCUACGAGUACAACUACUUUUCGAAAACUAGGGCUCCCAACCCAACGCCUACUCUUUCACUUCCUCUCUUCGUCUUCUGUCUUCUGUCUUCUAAACAGGAAUAAUUAGGCAGGUAUUUUUCGCACCGGAAGCCCUUCUGAUGCCUGUUAGAGUGGAAAGAAGUUCCAUUUUGGGCAGUAUUAUCGAGACAUUAGUUGGGAAUUGAACAGUGUUUUGAUAAGUAGGUUGAUAGAGAUAUGUCGUGUGAUACUGCAAAGGAAAAUGCAUCUGUAGUGGACUCAUCUGUUACUGAAAGGAAAGAAGACAUGGGGAAUUCAGAUGAGCCAGAGAGUUCAAGUCACAAAGUUCCCGAGGGGGUUGAUCCAUCUAGAUCAGAUGAAGUGGGGCACUCUCAUGAUCAUGUUGGGGAUUCACCUGCAAGGAAAAAGGGUAAAUUGUAUGGUACACGAUAUUUCAUCAUUAAGAGUUUGUCUCAUGAGAAUAUCCAACUAUCGAUUGAGAAAGGAAUUUGGGCUACUCAAGUGAUGAAUGAACCAAUUUUGGAAGACGCUUUUCAUAAUUCUGGUAAAGUAAUUUUAAUAUUCAGUGUCAACAUGAGUGGUUUCUUCCAAGGGUAUGCACAAAUGAUGUCUUCUGUUGGAUGGAGGCGAGACAAUGUAUGGAGUCAAGGAAGUAGUAGAAGUAAUCCCUGGGGACGCAGUUUUAAGGUCAAAUGGCUGCAGUUAAAUGAUCUGCCUUUCCAACAAACUCUUCAUCUCAAGAAUCCAUUGAAUGAGUACAAACCUGUUAAAAUUAGCAGAGACUGCCAGGAGUUGUCUCCAGAUGUUGGAGAAGCUCUCUGUGAGCUUCUUGAUAGGCAUAAUGAUCUAAACGGUCUGAAUAGUAAUCACAUGGAUGAUUUUCCCUCAAAAAGGCCCUGCGUAGAGCCUCCAUGUUCGGUAGGGGAAAAAGAGUAUAAUAUGCCAGUGCAUCUCUCGUGGUCGCAAACUCCCAUGAUAUAUCCUUCCAUGCUUUAUCAACAACAGCCUGAAACAAAGAGAUUUCAUCAAGCGAAUCAGAAAUCUACUGAUAGCCGGCCAGCUAGUGUUCUGACUGAGGAUGAUUUUCUUGAAAUGUCUUAUGAAGAAUAUCUGGAGGUCUAUGGCAGAAGCAGGAAGGAACUAUAUCAGCCUGGUUCUAGAUCACAGAAGUCAUCCAGAAGUAAAAUGCACGAGGAUGAUUUAAACUCAAGUUACGGAGGUAACCACAGCUGCUCAAGGAAAAGAGCUCAUCAGUCAUCCCAUAAGCAAUCACAAUGUUGACGAUGCAAGCUGUGCUUCUCCCUUUUUUUUCUCGGAAAAUAGCUUGUCAUCUGAUGGAGUUUUGCAUUUCCUUCGGGGCAAAUAUUCGGUUAAUUCAAUUGUUUGGCCGACCUUUGUGUCGUGUUGUACACAUUUGUAUCUUGUUUUAUGUUCCAUAAUGGGGGCUUGUUACCACAGCUUGUACAGUAAUUCAAUCGGCAACAUUGCCCCAACCCUUCCUCCUCCUCAUUGACCUAGAUUAGCUAUAUCAUAUAUGAAUCCUAUGAAUCUUA